Molecule: messenger RNA, 315 nt
Organism: Angiostrongylus costaricensis
Lineage: Eukaryota; Metazoa; Nematoda; Chromadorea; Rhabditida; Metastrongylidae
Source: the annotation of a GenBank genome assembly
AUGGUGACGAUCUGUACCUACAAUGCACGUACACUUUCAUCCGAGUCCUCGACAGAAGACCUGUUCAUGCAAGCAAGAAGGAUAAAGUACGACGUCAUCGGCAUGGCCGAGAUGAGAAGAAGCCAGCCUUUCAACGCCGUCUAUGACACCGGAGAAGAACUGCUCCUCGGAACAUGCGACAGUAGAGGAGUCGGCGGCGUCGACAUUCUCGUCAACGCGAGUUUGUACAUGAACAUCGAUUCAUUCGAACAACUUACAAUCCGGAUCGGACGUUUACGAGAUCUUUGUCGCUUACGCGCCGACAUCAAACUAUGA